GUAAGGGAAAGAGGCGGGGCGUCGUUAUGAGGCACCGCCUUCCGCCUCCCUCCAGCGGUCGCGCCGUACCUGACCGGAAGCGAGUGCGGGCCCAGCCGGAGAUGGCUGACCCUGGGGAAAGAAACUAUGACAACAUGCUGAGAAUGCUGUCAGACCUGAAUAAGGACUUGGAAAAGCUAUUGGAAGAGAUGGAAAAAAUAUCAGUGCAGGCAACCUGGAUGGCCUACGACAUGGUCGUCAUGCGCACCGACCCCGCACUGGCAGAGUUCAUGCACCGCCUGGAGGAUGCCUUCCUCAACUGCAAGGAGGAGAUGGAGAAGAGCCGGCAAGAGCUGCUUAGUGAGACCAAGCGCAAGCAGUAGGCCCCAUCGCCCACCUACAGCCACCGCCUACCACCUGCCUGUGUGCAGAAGCACAGGGCUGAGUCAGUUACCCCAGAUGUACAGCUGUAUAGACAGUCUUGUUUCUCAGUAAACUUAUUUUGAAGCACA
Molecule: messenger RNA, 491 nt
Organism: Heterocephalus glaber (naked mole-rat)
Lineage: Eukaryota; Metazoa; Chordata; Mammalia; Rodentia; Bathyergidae
Gene: Syce3
Product: synaptonemal complex central element protein 3
Biological process (GO): synaptonemal complex assembly; reciprocal meiotic recombination; spermatogenesis
Cellular component (GO): central element
Source: RefSeq, a predicted model, not a curated record